Messenger RNA from Dermatophagoides pteronyssinus (European house dust mite), 1853 nucleotides. RefSeq lists its product as uncharacterized. Gene Ontology annotation, molecular function: protein binding; DNA binding. Lineage: Eukaryota; Metazoa; Arthropoda; Arachnida; Sarcoptiformes; Pyroglyphidae. The record is from RefSeq and is a predicted model, not a curated record.
AAUUCAAUGUUUGAAAAGAAAAAUUUCUUAUCGCGAUUAUAAAAUUUUAAUGAAUAAUUUCUCUUCUAAUAAAAAUUUAAAUCAAAUAAUUGACAAUCAUGAAUUUACGUUCAAAUCGUUAUUAUCCAUCUGGAGCUGAUCAUCAAUCAACUGUUGCGGAAAUUUUUGGCAAUAAUGUUGAUGCAAAAUUUUCACCGCUUCAAACACCACCAUAUGUUGUCGAAGGACAAAUAGAUGUUGACCAAAAUCAAAAUUCCUUUGAUGAUAAUGUGAUUAAUUCGAAUGUUGAUUUUACAAAACCUGAACAAACUGGUUCGAUGAUACCACCAACGUCUACAAUUUUAAUGGUUACCGAACAAGAACUAAAUGAAGCAAUCGAUAUUGAUACAAUUGAAAUUGCCGAACAAGUGAAUAAAGAAUUGGAAACGAUGAAUAUUCAACGGCAAUUAUUCGGCCGUCAUGUAUUACAUUGUGGAUCGACAAAAAUGUUCAAUCUAUUACGGAAACCAAGACCAUGGUCUGAGAUGUUAAAGCACCCGAAACAAUAUUCGGAAAAAAUGCAAUCAUAUUUACUGUUGAAAAAAUGGUUAGAAUUACCGCGACAGCAACGACAUGAUGAACUUGUUGCAUUGAAUGAAUGGUAUUUACAUUUGGCUGCCAAUCGUGAACAAGAACUUGGACAACCACGACCAUCAUUGGAUCGAAUACGUGGUGAACGAACAAAAUUCACACAAACACAAUUAACCAUUCUGGAAGAAUAUUUCAAUGAAAAUCCAUAUUUAACAGCGGAUAAAAUGAACGAAUUGGUUGAAAAAUUAAAUCUAGCUCCACCGAAAAUCAAUGAAUGGUUCCAUGGACGAAGAAAAAAAUGGUGUCAACAACAUAGUGAUAAUAAAGAAUUGAUUGAAAAUUUUCGAAAAAAAGGACGACAAUAUCGUAAUCGUAGCAAACAGAUGGCGUUCAAUGAUGAACAAAUUGAAUUUUUGGAACGAACAUUUCAUGAAAAUCCAUGGUUAGAUUAUGAACGACGUAGAGAUUUGGCAAAAAAAUUAGAAACAACCGAACAAAGGAUACGAAAUUGGUUCAACAGUCGACGAAAUAGAUUUAAACAUGAUCAAUUAUAUGUACCAUCCAAACCGGCAUCAAACUUGAUGAGAUUACCAAAAGAAAAGAAAGCGCCCACCAGAAUACAAAGGAAACGUGAACAAUGUGCUACAAAUAUACAGAGUUGGUGGCGUGGACAUUGUGUACGGAAAAUUCUUGAACAGCAAUCACCAAAAUUUACAAUCAUUCGCGAACGAUUACGUUUCAUACGACAAAAUCUGGCGGAAAAUAGUGAUAGUUUAAUUCGUCAAUUUUUAAAUGUUUCCAAAUUGAUUGAAAGAAAUUUUUCCAUUUCGAAUGAUCAACAAAUACCAAAAGAAACAACAAAAGCAUAUCAUCUACCAAGUUUAACAAUGAUGAAUGAUCAGAUACAAAAAGGUUGCCAACUAUCUUUACAGAUAUUCGAAAUAAUUCAAGAUUUUGAACGACAAAAACAACAGGAUAAACAAAAGGAAACGGAAAAGUUAUUACGAAAUCGUUUAACAAUGAUGGGCCGACAACAGCAAACAAUGUUGAUGACAUUACAACGACGUAAUAGCAAUAUGACUAAUAAUCAGAAUAAUGUUCGGCGAUCAAAUCGAAAAUUGGCCAAACUUUCGAUAACAAAAGAUGAUUCAUCAAAUAAGAUUGAUGAUAAUGAUGGUGGUGAUGGUAAAUAUUUGUCGAUAUCAUCAUCAUCUCCAGCACAUACAUAGUCCCCAAACAUGAAGCUUAUUUGUAUUAAUUUUUUAAAAAGAAAAUUAAAGUGA